AUGGCGGAUGUGCUAUCCCGCGCCUGGGCCCAAGUAAGGUGGGAAGAAGACGUCGUGAGCAGGGCCAAGGUCUCCUCCAAAUACGAUCAGAAGUCCUCCAGGCCUUCGAAGGACGAGCGUGAGGAAACCAUCCGACCCCGACCUUCCCGAGAAUCCACCAACCAGAGCAGGGGCAGAUACCAGCAUCGCCCUCUACCUCGAUCCAAAGGAAUGAUGGUUUCUACUUGGCCCAGCAUCUCCCACCUCGCGAUAUCCAAACCAGAGCUCAUCAGAGUCUUGAGACAGAUGGGCCCACAGGUUAAGUGGCCACCUAAAAUGAGGUCCCCUGAUGCUACCCGGAACCCUAAAAGAUGGUGUGGGUUCCACAGCGAUCACGGUCACACCACUGAAGACUGUAUAGCCUUGAGGCUGGAAGUGGCCGAGCUUCUUAAGAAAGGUUACUUAAGGGAGUUCCUCUCGGACAAAGCAAAGGAUCUCCUCAACAGAGAGGGUCCCGCUCUCCCCAACGACGCUGUCCCUGCAUUACCUCCGCCACAAGAACGAGUGAUCCACGUCAUCUCGGGAGGAUCAGAAGUAAGCGGAAUCAGCAGCGCCGCAGCCAAAAGGAGUACUCGUAAUGCUAGGAAUGGUCAAGAGACCGAGGUUCCCAAGCACCCACUCUUGGAGACGGAUGAGAUCAGUUUUACUGCGAGGGAGCAGGAACGGGUCCUUGCUCCCCAUCAUGACGCCCUCGUCAUUUCGCUAGUUAUAGCCAAUUGCUUGGUUAAGCGGAUACUGGUGGACAACGGCAGCUCCAGCAACAUCAUCUUCCAUUCGGCCUAUAUGGACUUAGGGCUAGACCCUAAGACACUAACCAGGAAAGCGACCCCGCUCGUGGGAUUCAGCGGAGAGGUGAAGCAAACCGAAGGAGAAGUCCUUCUCCCAGUCUACACCGAGGGGAUAAAUCAGACCACCAAGUUCUUGGUCGUCGACUGUCCGUCAUCUUACAACGUGAUACUAGGGAGACCCUGGAUCCACGACAUGGGAGCCGUGCCAUCAACCCUUCACCAAUUAGUGAAAUUUCCUACUCCCUGGGGCGUGAAGGUCAUCAGAGGGGAUCAAGAGAAUUCCAGAUCCUGCUACCAAACUACCUUGUAG
Messenger RNA from Raphanus sativus (radish), 1137 nucleotides. RefSeq lists its product as uncharacterized. Lineage: Eukaryota; Viridiplantae; Streptophyta; Magnoliopsida; Brassicales; Brassicaceae. Bases 1 to 1137 code for a protein of 378 amino acids. The record is from RefSeq and is a predicted model, not a curated record. The transcript has a single exon.